AUGUCGCGCAGUUCCUCAAUGUUGCUGACGCUGGCCUUUGUGCUGACGACGCUGACGUUGGGCCCCGGGUUCGUCAGCAGCAUGUCGAUAAGCAGCGGUGAAGGAGGAGACAGGGAUAGCAAGUUUAUUUUCACCCUAGUCAGGUUUCCGAACGUGGUGUGUGGCUCUGGCCUCGACUCCGGCACCUGCGUCACGAACGCCGAAUGCACAGCUAGAGGUGGCAGCGUCGUCGGCUCCUGCGCCAACAGAUACGGGGUCUGCUGCAAAGUAACUCUGACGGGCUGCGGCGGCACGGUCACCCGGAACAACACGCUGGUUCUCUCCACGGACUACCCGAGCUACUACAACGAGGCCAAGACGUGCGAGUACAAGGUGCAGUUCGACGACUCCGCAGGCAACAUCUGCCAUAUCCGGUACCAGCAUAUCAGCAAUGAGCUUGUUGGACCUUCGAGCUUGGGAGUGUGCCAAAAUGAUAUGCUUGUUUUCAAAGAAGAUACCAAAUCCUCGUAUUUCUGCGGAAAGGCCCCAGCUGACUACCACUGGCUAGUAGAGACAAGCGGCACAACCAGCCCCCAUACCUUCACGAUUACGACCGACUCCUCGAGUUCGAAUCGCCGCUACGCCAUCUUGGUCUCGUGGAUCCCCUGCUCCGUCAGAAGUGAGCGACCGUCUUUUGUUCCUCAUUCUUGUGCCUUGAUCAUGGCCUUAAGAUUUCCUUCCUUGCGCCAGAUCCACCCACGAUUCAGCCCCUUCCCUCUCUCCCUCAGUCCCUAG
Molecule: messenger RNA, 774 nt
Organism: Penaeus vannamei (Pacific white shrimp)
Lineage: Eukaryota; Metazoa; Arthropoda; Malacostraca; Decapoda; Penaeidae
Source: RefSeq, a predicted model, not a curated record